UCCUCACAGGCGACAAAUUUUACAAUUUUGCAAGGUGUAUCCGCCGGUGCUAGUCAGCUAAACUUUCCAACCGGUUCGCAGAGAAACAGUGCACCGAAAGCGCCAUGGUUCUAACGAACGAUGUUUAUCUGCCGACGGAGGAAGAGCUCACCGUUCCGGAGGUGAAUCUGUCGGGACCUGCCCUGCGAGCCGGUGCGUUCCAUAUGGGCAAAGCCUGCGAGGCGGAGAAUAACGAAUUCAUGCUGUGCCGCCAGGAGCUCAAGGACCCACGGGCUUGCAUCAACGAAGGCAAGGCAGUGACCAACUGUGCGUUGGAUUUCUUCCGAAAGGUGAAGAAGUCCUGUGCCCAAGAGUUUACCCAGUAUGCAAACUGCUUGGACAAGAGCAGCGGCGAUCUGAGAUUUGAAUACUGCCGCAAAACCCAGAGCGUGUUCGAUAAGUGCGCGCUGGACAACAUGCACAUUGAACGACCGGAUUAUGGCUACUUCACCAGGGCUAAGGUCCACGCUACGGAUCGUCCAGCACCGCCCAAGAAGGAGAAAACAGUGUAUCCGGAUGCUACGCCAGCUUUGCCCGAAGAUUAUCCACGGCCAGAGGCCAAGUACGGUUCUCGCUUCCAUUGGCUCAACUAGAAAUCGAACCGAAGUCGUCGACAGUCGGGCGUGAUGGAAAUCUGUGUAGAAAUUUGAUUGUUUUUAAAGUUGCUUCGAGGAGCGCUAUUCGAAAUACAUUAACAUUAUCAUGGAA
This is a messenger RNA of Ochlerotatus camptorhynchus, 747 nucleotides long. It is a transcript of the gene ND-19, whose product is annotated as NADH dehydrogenase [ubiquinone] 1 alpha subcomplex subunit 8. The coding region runs from base 105 to 632 and encodes 175 amino acids. Lineage: Eukaryota; Metazoa; Arthropoda; Insecta; Diptera; Culicidae. The transcript is spliced from 4 exons. Gene Ontology annotation, biological process: mitochondrial electron transport, NADH to ubiquinone. The record is from RefSeq and is a predicted model, not a curated record.